AUGCGAUUGACACUUUCAAGUAUCACUCUAUCUGCUUUAUCACUCGUAGGCUACGUGCUUGCCGCCUAUCCGAACCCUGGCAAGGUAACUGGAAGCAUCGACGUUCAUGACCCGACUAUAUGCCGGGACUCGGCCGGAAAAUAUUUCUUAUUUUCUACUGCCCCAGGCAUUGCUGUGCGUACUUCAACUGAUAGGACUAACUGGAGCUAUGUGGGCACCGUAUGGUCAAAGGGCCAAGCAACCUGGACCGACAAAUACACCAGCACAACUGGCGGGAACGGGAACCUCUGGGCCCCGGAUUGCACAUACAAAAAUGGCCGAUUCUACCUGUACUAUGCAACCUCUUCUUUUGGAAGUCGAAACUCGGCCAUUUUCUUUGCGACCUCGACCACGGGCCUUCCGAACUCAUGGACCAAUCAAGGAUUAGUUCUUUCUACAACUAAUUCUGAUGACUACAACGCAAUUGACCCAAGCUUGAUCAUCGAUGGUAACAAUUGGUGGUUGACCUUUGGCUCAUUCUGGUCCGGUAUCAAGCUUGUCCCAUUAGGAUCCAGCACCGGCAAACCUUCAGGCUCCACCAUAUAUUCUCUCGCCAAGCGUACGGCGGGUGGAGGAGCAGUCGAGGCCCCCAUGCUUAUCAAGAACGGCAACUACUAUUACCUAUUCACUAGCUGGGACAAGUGCUGCGAUGGUACUUCGUCAACAUACAAUAUUCGCAUAGGAAGAUCUACCAGCAUUACGGGUCCCUAUGUCGACGAGAGUGGCGUUGCGCUAAUGUCGGGCGGAGGAACUGAAAUCCUUGGCUCACACGGAUCCAUUAUCGGGCCUGGCGGACAGUCAGUAUUCAAGGAUACAGACGGCUGGGUCAUCGACUAUCACUAUUAUACAAGCACUGGAUCCUUGCUCGGUAUCAACUUGCUCAACUUUGCCAGUGGCUGGCCAGUGGUUGAUUAA
Rhizoctonia solani is the source of this 954-nucleotide messenger RNA. RefSeq names its product glycoside hydrolase family 43 protein. The record is from RefSeq and is a predicted model, not a curated record. The coding region runs from base 1 to 954 and encodes 317 amino acids. Lineage: Eukaryota; Fungi; Basidiomycota; Agaricomycetes; Cantharellales; Ceratobasidiaceae. The transcript is spliced from 14 exons. Gene Ontology annotation, molecular function: arabinan endo-1,5-alpha-L-arabinosidase activity. Gene Ontology annotation, biological process: carbohydrate metabolic process.